Messenger RNA from Physella acuta, 3106 nucleotides. Its product is annotated as mpv17-like protein 2. Gene Ontology annotation, biological process: mitochondrial ribosome assembly. The record is from RefSeq and is a predicted model, not a curated record. Gene Ontology annotation, cellular component: mitochondrion; membrane; cytoplasm. NCBI's taxonomy places the organism in Eukaryota, Metazoa, Mollusca, Gastropoda, Physidae.
AGGAAUCAAAAUGGCUGCGCCCUUGGAAGUUCACAAAAAUAACAAUAACAUACAAUUCGUUACGUUUGAUAUAUCUUUAUGUAUACCACACUAGAUCUAGAUCUAGAUGUUGUUACGCGUACAGUAUUUUUAUGUGUUAAUAUAGAAUCUAGUAACUUAUUUCCUUGACUGUAUGAAAGUAGAUUUAAAUAAAAGGGGCCUAAUUGUUAAAAAUUAAAUCAAAAUUUAAAAAUUAGUUUUUUUUAGGCCCGCUUGCCGCUCACAAUCACAAGUGUGACUAGUCGAAAAAAAGUUUUAAUAAGAGUAGGGCCUAAAUAAUUUUGCAAGGUAUACAAUACAUCAGAACAGGGUUUUUCUAUGUUAAGUUUUUAGAUAAAAAUCCAAAAUUUUAACUAUUGGUCCUAGUCCUUAAACUGGAAGUCUUGGACUUGGACAGUCUUGUCUUGGCUUGGUAAAUCUAAAAUUCUAAAUUUAGCAGCAUUCUAUUGGGUAUUAAUUGGUGCUUAGGGCCUUAAUAAAUAUUUAUUUAGUCGUGUAUAUAUCUAUCUGUUGAAUGAGGUUCUUCAUCACUGCAUCGACACCAUCAAUCGACACAAGUUAAAUAAUAAAGGUUCUUCAAACAAGAAUAAUUAAAAAUGAAUGCUGCAAAAUAUCUUUUGGCCAAAGUGGAUCUGGUGUUUUCCAAGCACCUGCUGUUGAGUAAUGUUGUGACAUGUGGGGCUUUGAUGGGGGUAGGAGAUGCUCUUGUGCAAAGUAUGAAUAUUGUUCAAUCGGACAAACAGAAGCCUAUCAAAUUUGACUUUCCCCGUACAGGUAGAAUGAUACUCAUAGGGUUUUGUCUGGGCCCAUUUAAUCACUACUGGUAUGCCAUUCUUGACAAAGUGAUCAAAGGUACAUCAGGGAAAGCAGUUGUGCAAAAAAUUCUAUGUGAUCAAGUCAUUGCUGGGCCAUUUUUUUGUACAACUUUUCUUUUUGGUCUAAGUUUUCUAGAAGGAAAGGGGUUAGAAGAGUCCUAUAAAGAGUGGAAAAGCAAAUUUUUACAUAUAUACUUUGUAGAUUGGAUGUUUUGGCCUGCUGCACAAAGUGUCAACUUCAGAUUUGUACCUGGCCAGUUCCGUGUGGCCUAUGUGAGCUCUGCCACCCUUAUAUGGAACUCCAUGUUGUCAUACUUCAAACAUUCAGAUAUGGGUGAGUUUUUUAAUACCAUUCUAUCAUCAACAUUUACUUCACUGUUAUAUUCUACUGGAGUUUUCAGCCAUACUAAAUUCUAUCAGGUAAGUAGGAGUAAAAAAUAACAACUUACUGUACAUUUUAUAUAAGCUGACCAUCAUAUUCUUUUUUAUGAAAAUAGUGCUGUAACAUUUAAGUAACAUAUUACAGCAUAUUAAUCAUUGAUAUUCGUAACAAUGAUCUUAAAAAAUUAUAAAGAACAGUUAACAUCAAAGCUAACCACAGUACUACUUUAAAACCAUAUAACAGUAAACUUCAAUAUAAACCAUACAACCCAACCCAAAACCAAACUGAUAAUCCUGAGGUGAUACUAAACACGAGGUGUAAUAUUUAUAUUUGUAUUAUUCAAAAAAUCAUUCAAAAAAAGUUGUAAGUAAAGUAACUUUUAUUAACAUUUUAUUUGUGUGGUAAAAAUAUUUUCUUGAAUAGGAAGGAUUAUGUACAGGAUUUUGAUAAAUAGAGAUUAUGAAGCUAGAUGAUUUCUCUUUUUUAGAUUUAAAUCCAAAAUAUUGAAAGUUUAAGUCAUUUGUUUAAACUUAUAAAAGUAAAACAAGUAUACUAGUAUAUGCUAAUUGAAGCUUUAUCUUUUGUUGUCUAUAAGCUAACACAGUAACUGAUGGUAUAUUCCACAACAAUAUUGUAUAUCUAACACUUCAAGUACUACAUCAAAGUUUGUGUUAUAGAGUGUUAUAGACCAUAAUAUUUAUAAUAUUAGGCCUUUAAAAAGUGUUUGCAUAAACAUAUAACAGUAGACUAAUAUCUAACCUAUAAAAAAUUUUUUAAAUAAGCAACAAAACUAAUUCUUUUCAAAUCUUUUAGUUUACAAUAUUUAAAACAGAUACUUUUUAUAUAUGAAAUUAUCUUACAAAUAAACAUUGAAUAUAUCUAAAAAUGACGUUUUAAAUAAUCAUUUCUAAACUGCAUUGUUGAUAAUGAUAUUAGCAUAAUUUUAGCCUCAUUUAAUAAAAUCCAUAUAAUAUAAGUUACUUAUUAUGUCUAAAAAUUGCUAGGGUGUAAAUGACCAUUUCUUUUACAUAGCAAUCUGGAAAUAAAAAGGAAACAACCUAUAAGGUAAACACUUAUUUACAAAUACUUUUAAAUUCCUGCGUCAAUUCUGCCUGACAAUUCUAAAAUCUUUAGCACCAAUCAUUUGUCCAUACUUAUAUGGUACAAACAAAAAGUAACUGAAGUAAGAUUUGGCCUGAUUGAAUACUGAAGUAACAUUGUUUUUUUUUUUCUCAUAGAGAGGUAUAGAUGAAAAAGUAAUUAGAACCAAGGGCAAGUGACUGUUGUUGUCUCACCAUCAGUAUGCUGAUCAUUGAAACAGAUCAACUUGAGAAAUUCAUUUAGUAAAAAUUAAUUAGGUUUAAGAUUCUUUAAAGGGUUGUAUUUCAUGGAUGUAUACCACAACAAAUUGUAUUGUUAUCAAAUGACUUAGUGACUAUGUUGUAAAUUCUAGCAACAUAAUAGCAACAAUUUAUUUGGACAAUUUCUCAAAACUGGUUUGUCAUUUAGGAUAUGAAAUGUAUUCCCCAUUUUUAUUCAUGUUAUUGUAAAUAAUUUCCUUAGAGUAUUUUAUAAACUAGUUGCUUAUACCUUUUUUAAAUUAAUGGAAAAUUCACUAAACACGAUGCAUUAUAUUCUUAAUUUUCAUUCAUUUUUCUUUCAAAGAAGGCUUUUUAACAAUGUAUAUAGCAAAAAGAUGACAUAAUUUUAUGUGUAAAGUAUUAAUAAUGUCAAUAAUCUUCAUAUGUUUUUGUGUGGAUAUGCUGUUGUAUAUCAAAUAUCAGAAGCACAAAAUGAAUCGUCCAUCUAUUUAUAAUUUGCUGAAGUGUGAGAUUACUGAAGUAUAUGAAAUGUCCUAGUGAGUUAAGGU